Molecule: messenger RNA, 5648 nt
Organism: Myotis myotis
Lineage: Eukaryota; Metazoa; Chordata; Mammalia; Chiroptera; Vespertilionidae
Gene: WDR97
Product: WD repeat domain 97
Exons: 22
Coding region: 15-5522 (1835 amino acids)
Molecular function (GO): protein binding
Source: RefSeq, a predicted model, not a curated record
GUUAAGCCGCCAAAAUGGAGACGGAUGUGUCCGAUGUCGGCCACACCUUUUCAGUAGAAGACAUGACUCUGGACCCAGACCUGAAUGACACUGACAACUAUGGCGUCCCAGACCCCGGGCUGCUCGAAGAACAUGAGCUGUCGUUCACGAAGCUGGUCCCGAAGCUUUUCCUGAGGAGCUCCUGGCGGAGAAGCACGGCCCCCAGCGCCCGCGCCCGCCUGCUGUGGCUGCUGCUGCGGAGAAGCCUCCGCAACGUCGUGGAAAAGGAGAAGCGAUCUGAGCUGCGCGUGGCUCGCCUGACGCACGGACUGGAGCCGCUGCGCCGCCUGGAGGUGGCGGACGGGCUGCGCUCGGUGGCGCAGGACCCGGUGGGGAGACGCUUUGUGGUGCUGGACGGGGCGGGCUGCCUGCACCUGCACCGAGAGGACGGCUGGGCUCUCGGGACGCUGCCGGCCCCCGUGCCACUCACGGGGCUGGUGGCUGUGCGGGGCCCACUGGGCUCCAUGAGCCGCUUCGUGGGCUGGGGCCCCGCAGGGCUGGCCAUCCUGAAGCCAGACCUCAGCCUGCUGUGGCUGAGUGAGCCAAGAGUGGGUCGGCCGCCCCGCCGCGAGCCCAUCUGCUGCCUGCCGGUGCCGGACCUGCGCCUGCUGCUGGUAGCGGAGGCGGGCGGAGGCCUGGCGCUCUGGAAGUUCCGUUUAGAGGGUCGCUGCCUGUUGCCUUGCGGGCCCUCGCUGCAGCCCCAGUUAAGCUGCGCUGGUGCCCUCACGCGCCUGGCUCUGGGGCCCCUGGCUCCCAACUACAUCCCUCGCUGCUUCGCGGCCUAUGGCUCGGCUGUGCUCACCUUCGAUCUGCGCACCUGGACUGUCACAGACGUGCGCCAGGAUCUCCACAAAACCACCAUCUCUGACCUGGCGUACUGCGCGGAGAUGGAGGCCAUGGUGACAGCUUCCCGAGACAGCACAGUGAAGGUGUGGGGGGCUGACUGGCAGAUCCGGAUGGUGUUCGUGGGCCACACAGGCCCGGUGACAGCUAUUGCCGUGCUCCCCAACACGACCCUGGUGCUGUCCGCCUCUGGGGACGGGACGCUCCGCACGUGGGACCUGCAGGCGGUGGCUCAGGUGGGCGAAGUGAUGCUGAGCUACUGGGGCCAGAGCACGCGGUCAGAGAGCGUGAACCAGCUGCUGGCGCCCGCCAGCCCCGGCUGGCCGGUGCUCUCCGUGCGCGCGGGCAGCGUGGAGCUGUGGUGCCUGCGCGAGCUAUACUCACCGUUGGCGCAGCUCUCCGCACCCAUCCUGCACCUGCAGGUGGCGCCCGAGCUGCCCCUAUCCCCAUACCUGCCAGCUCGCCUCGUGUGCGCCUGCACCGAUGGCUCCGUCUACCUGGUGAACCCCGAGACGGGGCGCACAGUGAGCGCGCUGCUGCUCGGGCCUGAGGACUGCGCCGCCGCCGUGGCCUACUGCCUGCCGCGUGAGGUGCUGUGGCUGCUGACGCGCGCCGGGCACCUGGUGCGGGCCAACGCGGCGUGCAGCCCCAUGCGCGUGCUGCUCCGCAAGAGCCCGCUGCCGCUCCCGGCGCCCCGGCCCUGCUGCCUGCACCUCUACAGCCACCUCACUGACCCAAGGAGCGCGUUCUCCAGCUGGGAGACGGUGCGCCAGCACAAAGGUGAGGUGGGCCACAGCGACGUCCGAACAUGGAAGGAGAAGAACAGGUACCUGCCCCUGGUGGGGCACACGGAUGGCACCUUGUCGGUGCUCAGCUGGCACACACUGGAGCCCGUCUUCCACACAGAGGCGCACAGCCCGGGUCCGGUCACUGCCGUCGCAUCGACCUGGAACAGCGUCGUGUCCUCCGGCGGGGACUUGACGGUGAAGAUGUGGCGUAUGUUCCCCUACUCGGAGGAGAGCCUGAGCCCGCUACGCACCUUCUCCUGCUGCCACCCCGCCCUGGCGCUGUGCGCUCUCCGGAAGAACAUUAUGGUGGCCUUCGAGGAUCCCGACAGCGCCACCUACGGGCUGGUGCAGUUUGGCCUGCGCAGCAGCCAGCGCUAUGACCACCGACCCCAGGACGACCACUUGGACCACAUCACUGGCCUGUGCUGCUGCCCCACACUCAAGCUGUACGCCUCCUCCAGCCUGGACUGCACUAUGCGGAUCUGGACCACAGAGAACCGCCUGCUGCGACUCCUGCAGCUGAAUGGAGCGCCUCAAGCUCUGACCUUCUCCAGCAACAAUGGGGACCUGGUGCUAGCCCUGGGCUCCCGCCUCUGCCUGGUAUCCCACAGGCUCUACCUGCCCACAACCUACCUGGUUAAGAAGCUGUGCCAGAAGCCCCCCGAUGGGCUCGAUGACCUCCCCCUGCCGCUGACCACCCAGGAGUCUCUGACUUCAGUCCAGCUGGAGAGGCUGGCCAGCCUGCAUGGGGUGGCCAGCCUCAGUUCAGCCGGCAGGCCUGCUGAGCCAACCUGGAGACUCCCACCCAGCUGCCCUGGCUCAAGCUCGGCCUUGUCUUUCAUCCGCCACUGGACGGCAGUACCUCAGCAGCCGCUCUUGAAGGAGGACCUGGAACCCUUAUUAGCCCGGGACCAAGACCUUCAACAGCUGAGACGGGGGCAAGUGGUACCAGCAGCCCCGGCCCCGCUCUCCUGGAAGCAGCAACUGGAGGCCUUUGACAAUUACUUGUAUCUGGUCUACGGCCCAGCCCUGCUGGUGGGUGGGGUGCUUCCCCGCACCAGCCCGGACCCAGCCCCUUCCUCCAUCCUGGGGCUCUGGCACCACCCCCUGCCCUGCCUGCACCCCCAGGGCAUGCAUCCCAAGACAGAGUCCCAGCAGUGGACCAGCAUGGCCAUCACAGUGGAGAAGAACGGAGAUGUGUCCACCCUGCCGAGUGUCACCCCCAGUCUGGCGAAGGCCGGGCUCUGCACUGACUCUCCCAAAAUGCUGCCUCCACGGGACCAGGGGGCCCUGAGCCAGCGCUUCCCCCACCCUCCCCGAGUCACCCUGCCCAUCCCACCCACCCACCAGCGGGAACACAGCAGGGCAUCCCAGCCUGACUGCAGGACCCUGCCCCCCACCCUGACUCCUCCCGUGCCCCAGCUGCUGGCCCACUCCUCCCUGAGCUCCUUCCUGGGCCUCAGCAUGGACCUGCAGCUGCAGUCGGAGCAGCUCCGACAGGAGACGCCUGCGGCCCCAGAAGCACCGUCUUCCCACCUGAAGCACAGGGUCCCGCUGCUGCUGGGAAGGCGGCCCAAAGAGCUCCUCUCCGACCUUGGGGGCUUCUUUCCUGCCUCUGUUCAGCACUACAAGAACCUGCGGAGGCCCAUCCACUUCCCAGGCUGGGUCCCCAACUCCGUGGUGCUGCAGCAGAUGUGGCUGCCCCAGGAGGUCAGCGGCCUGGGGAACCUCCCUCAGCUGACCGCCAGAGACUCCUCUAAGUGGCUAGUGAUGCUGUCCCCUCUGCAGCCAGCGGGCAGCCAGGAGGACCUGUGGCUGUUGCGGGACAGACAGCCCCACACCAGGAGCCAGAUCCAGUGGUCGGAUGAGGGGGAUGAGGACCUGGACCUGGACCUGGACCUGGAGCUGGACUGGACCUUGGACUAUCCCCUCUCAUCUCCGGAGCUCUCCCAGGAACUGCUGACGUUGGAGAAGUCGGCAGUGACGCAGGGGCGCGCCCCCAGCAGUGCUGCGGUGAGUAGAGUAGAGAGAGAAGCGAGGCCUUCAGUGGUCACCACGGCCCUCCACGCCACCAGCACCAUUCAGAAAUAUGAGUCCUUGGCCAAGAGACGCGUCCGGGAGACUACUGCCAGGACAGAGACCUUUUUACGCCGCCACCAGCACCGCCUCGGGCACUCGCUCUGGGAACUGCGCUACGGGCACCUGCCCAGGUUCCUGCGUUUCUUUGUCAUCCAGAACUGGUUCAAAAAGCUCUUCCCCAUCUUCACCUUGGAGGCAUACCCCGAGGUGGGCACGGUGGACGGCCUGGCCUCGCGGCUCAUGGACCUCUUGAAGGAGGCCUCCUGGGAGGACCGUGUGCACAUCCUGCGGGCGCUGCUGAGGCUGCUGCCUGAGAUGAGCAAAACCCUCUACAAGAAGCUGCAGGAGACCCUCAAGUACCUGCUCAACCUGGACGAGCCCCCCAACCUCCAGGAAAAGACCCAGAGGCAGUUUGUGAUGCUGGCUCUGCAGCUGCAGCUGGCCUGCUCCCUGGAAUCCCGCGAGGUGGUGCUGGAGCUCAUGUCCUACCUCCUCUACUCGCCGGCCUCCUGCAGGCCAGAGCUCAAGAAGCUGCUGGAAGGGCUGGGCCUCCAGGACCCGGAGGGCUUCCUGUUCAGGGAGAUGAUGACCUGGGUGCAGGACAUGGACCUGCACUGCAAGGCCGUGCUGCGCCGCUGCUGUUCCCAGAAGCUGGAGGAGAUGACCCACCUCCUGCAGGUGGGAGGAGGGGGACCUGCCAGUGGAACCUCUUCUUGCCUUCUCCCAGGGCUUUCCCCAGGUGCAGGGAGAGCAGGGGAGGCUGGGAGGCCUUGCCUUGCUCUAGAUCAGCGGUUCUCAACCUGUGGGUCGCGACCCAUUUGGGGGUCAAACGACCCUUUCACAGUAUUAAAGGGUCGCGGCGUUAGGAAGGUUGAGAACCACUGCUCUAGAUCCACGGCACCUGUCCUCCUAGUCCCGCCUCUCUCGGGAUCUUCCUGCUUCUUCCUGGGAGGGAGUCUGCAGCGGGGUCCAGCUGGGGUCCAGGAGCAGCACCCCGAUUCGGCCUCCUGCCCCCACCCCCUCCCCUCUCCCCCGCAGGUAGAAGCCUUGCAGCCGUCAGUUGCCAGGUUGUCGGAGGUGCUGCCCAAGGUCUCUGAGACUGUGCUGUCGCCCAUCUCCUCGGGGCACUCGGUGCACUCCACUCUCUCCACCGUCUCCUGGACACCCUUGCAGCCGGGCUUGCCCAGAGACCUGGAUGCCCAGGUCCAGCAGCUGGUCUCGCCGUUCCCCGUCUACCACAGCCACCGCACGUUCUCCGAGAGCCUGAUGCCCUUCUCCUCCGUGCCCGACAUCCACGUGCGCUCCUCGGCGCCCGACGCGAUGCCUGACCACCCACUGCCGCUGGAGCAGACAGACUGGUCGCGGUCAAAGAUGCUGGACCUGGGGCCGAUUGACGCACUCAACUUAUUCUGCAAGCAGCGGAGGAGCUGCGUGCAGGAGGCGGCCGGGGACCAGAGGCUGCACGUGCUGCCGCCCAACGCCGUGGUGCCACAGCCCCGCGAUCACCUGCUUGACCCCAUUCUCAGGCUCCAGGAGAUCAAGCUCCAGGGAUCUGCAGUGAGACUGAGGGGCCGGGUGCUGGCCCGGCACGGUGAGGGCCGCACCCUCGACGGCUGCAUCCGGACGCUGAAGCUGCCUCUGCCUCGGGUGGAGCUGCGGCCUUUCCCCGUGGACUGGCCCAGGCCCGCCCGCCCGCUGCCGCCCCCGCUCCUGCAGCCAGCCCUGCAGCGCUACUUCCUGCCGGACCUUGCAGACCCGGACUUCUACCGCUGACCCGCUGGCGACCUUGGCCGGACCCUGGUCCCAGCCCCACCUGCCCUCCAGCAGGGGUUCAGGACACAGCUCUCCACCCGCUGUCCACCCCUGGCCAAGACUGGGGACUGGAAUAAAGUCCAGCCA